AUGAUGAAGGGAAGCAAGUCUUACACGGAGUAUUCAUCAUCUUUCUCAACCGAUGAAUUCGGCAACGAUCAAAACCACUCAAACGCCUACGAUUUCAAUGGACCUUGCAUCAACACAGAUCCUGAGAUGAAGAGGAAGAAGAGAGUCGCUUCUUAUAAUCUCUUUGCCACGGAGGAAAAGCUCAAGAACACUCUUAAGAACAGUUUCAAAUGGAUCAAGAACAAACUAUCUGGCGACGAUAAUAGUAUCCGGUAUAACGUCUAG
Molecule: messenger RNA, 264 nt
Organism: Microthlaspi erraticum
Lineage: Eukaryota; Viridiplantae; Streptophyta; Magnoliopsida; Brassicales; Brassicaceae
Source: the annotation of a GenBank genome assembly